Carassius auratus (goldfish) is the source of this 3201-nucleotide messenger RNA. Its product is annotated as potassium channel subfamily K member 1-like. Gene Ontology annotation, biological process: potassium ion transmembrane transport; stabilization of membrane potential. The record is from RefSeq and is a predicted model, not a curated record. Gene Ontology annotation, molecular function: outward rectifier potassium channel activity; potassium ion leak channel activity. Lineage: Eukaryota; Metazoa; Chordata; Actinopteri; Cypriniformes; Cyprinidae. The transcript has 3 exons. Gene Ontology annotation, cellular component: plasma membrane. The coding region runs from base 141 to 1154 and encodes 337 amino acids.
CGAGUUAUUGGUGACGUCACGUCCCCGAGCUGAGCCCCAUCUCCUCCGCGCUGCAUUCGGAGCAGCCUGUACAAUCACGAGCAUUAAAACGCAUCUAAACCACAUCAUCAUCAUCAUCGGAUUUGAUAUUAAAGCUGAAGAUGCUUCAGUCCCUCACCGGUAAUUCGUGCGUGCGCUUGAUACAGAGCAACAAAUCGGCAUGGUAUUUUCUGUUUCUCGUGCUCGGCUAUAUUCUGUAUCUCAUAUUCGGAGCGGUGGUUUUCUCCUCGGUGGAGCUGCCGUAUGAAGACCUCCUGCGCCAGCAGCUCAGAGGAAUCAAACGGCAGUUCCUUCAGGAGCACGAAUGUCUGUCCGAGGAAAGGCUGGAGCGUUUUCUGUCCAAAGCGCUGGAGGCCAGCAACUAUGGGGUGUCUAUUCUCAACAACGCGUCGGCAAGCUGGAACUGGGACUUCACUUCGUCUUUGUUUUUUGCAAGCACGGUCUUAUCAACCACAGGAUAUGGUCACACCGCCCCUCUCUCUGAUGGUGGAAAGGCGUUCUGUAUCAUUUACUCUGUGAUUGGCAUCCCCUUCACCCUCCUGUUCCUCACGGCUGUGGUGCAAAGGAUCAUGGUCUAUAGCACAUGGCGGCCCAUUAUGUACAUUCAUACACAUUGGGGUCUGUCUAAACCCCUAGUGGCCGUCGUUCACGCAACCCUGCUGGCCUUCUUGGCCGUAUCCUGUUUCUUCCUCAUCCCUGCCGCCAUCUUCUCUGCCCUAGAAAAGAACUGGAACUUUCUGGAGUCCUUCUACUUCUGCUUUAUCUCACUCUCCACUAUCGGUCUUGGUGACUAUGUGCCCGGAGAGGCCUUUAACCAGAGGUUUCGUGAGCUUUACAAACUGGGCAUCACAGUGUAUCUCCUCCUCGGCCUGAUUGCCAUGCUGGUGGUGUUGGAAACCUUCUGUGAGCUGCAGCAGCUGAAGCAGCUGAGGAAGAUGUUUUAUCUGAAGAAGGAGAAGGCCCAGGACCGACUGACCAUCAUGGAACAUGACCAUCUGGCCUUUAGCUCCAUGCCGGACGGUACCGUCAACUCGCCCCAGGAGGACAAAACCGAACCCUUUGUGGACUUCCCCAUCUUAACCUCUCCUGGAGGUGAUGACCCCAUGAUCAAGUAGAUGUUUUAGCCUCCAUCAACAUAACUCUCAUUCGAGGGAGACAUCUGUAGCCGAGGGGUCUUGCAAGUGAUUGGCAGGAUAGAGAAUUGUGAAAAAUUACUUGAAUAUAUCAGAUUUAACAGCCCUCUACAAAAAAAAACCGUGCCAGUCUGGCUUCCUGUUCCUAGACGUGAGAAAAUCAUUCACUGACUGAAUAUCUGUAAAUGAUUAUUAGCACACUUAGGCUGCCCAAUUAAGUCAGCAAACUACAUUAAAAAGCAUACAUAAUUACACUAAACUAUAGUAUGUACUUACCAAUUGAGAUUGCGGAUAUGGUAGAAGUAAUGCUGACAGCAUUUGUGGCAUAAUGUUGAUUACCACAAGAAUGUUCAUUUCUCCCUCCUUUUCUUAAAAAAAAAAAAUCGGGGUUUCAGUGAGGCACUUAUGAUAUGAAUGCAGCUAAUCUGUGAACUCUAAAACACAAUUUUAAUAGUGUAGACACAUGACCUACAUGGUAUGUGUGAAUUAAAAUGGUUUUAGUGUGAAAUUGUUUUUUUUUUUACUCACCCUCAACCUGUAUUUCAUCUGUGGAACACAAAAAAUGUUGGUAAUUUCAGUUCCCAUUGACUUCCAUUCUAUGGACAAAAAAUACAAUGGAAGUCAAUAGGAACAGAGACUAUUUUGUUAUGUGACAGUAGAUCAAUUAAUGAUGACAGAAUUUUAUUUUUUUGAGUGGACCUUUUAAAUAGAAAAUGUCUAAAAUUAAAAAAUUAUGAUAAUUAAAUUACAAUUUUAAUUAAAGAAAUUGUGCUAACUAACUAUUGCCACAAUUGCUGACAGCUGAGCUUUACUUUUCAGGUAUGGAACACGGAAUAUUCUUUAACAGUCCACAUUUUUAAAAAAAUGGACUCAAAAAACACAUUCAAACUCUGAUCUAAGCUUUGAAUAAAGACCACCAUAUUCUCAGAUCUUCAUAAACAUUGUGAGCGCUCACUUACAUAUAGUGGAGAACUGUCAUCAAACAUAGUAGUUGCACAUCUUGUGUUAAGUUUGAUUUCUGGUGUGAUCUACUUUGUGAGCUUGCAAACAGCUUAACUAGAAGCUGUAUUGCUCUAAUAAGACUAUAAUGUAGCAUAAUUAGUAGAAACACAAAAAUGUGCCUGCUCAAAAGGGAGUUAUUACACCUUCUAGAUGACAUUUGUAGUUAAAAAAAUCUAACGUUUAUCUGAAGGGAUAUUUUAAAUGUUUUAAAGGGAAACACAUGUUAUACUAUAUCAUUUUCUUAUUUUAGAAAGUGAUAUUUUACCUUGAUCUAAAUAUUAAAAUGCGCAGCUCGACAGAGUAGGUGGAACUCCUUGUCCUUGUUCUAAGCCACUGAGAUCCAGCGCUAUGCCGUUACAUACCAAAAAAGGUUCAGUAUUAUCGACUAAUUGACUGUAUAAAACGUAGAUCAUCCAGAUCUUUAACUUGUUUGCAUUCAGAACAUUUCUGUGGCUAUUUAAUAAACAUAAAAAUUAUAUUUUUGAAACAUGGUUGAGGUGUUGUUUACAAUAAAAUGCUUGUGUUUGUUUUAUGAGAAUGACUGUUGUAGGCAUAGACUGAUGACUAUUGUUUAAGGUCCUGUUGGAAGAUCACACUUUACUGCAGAUUGUGUUGUAUAUCACUGUCACCGCAGUAGAAUGGCAUGACAUGUUUAUCACAAUAGAAUAAAAGUUGAAUGUUUUAAGGCCUCAUUUUAACAGCUGUUGUGUCUGACUGUAGAGAUAAUUUACAGAUAGCGUCAUUUUUACAUGAAUAAACAUACUGAAUAUGAGCUCCUCAGGCCAUGGGAAUUUGAAUGUGCUGAUGUGAUAUUUUUAUUUUGUGAAUAAUGAAAUGCUCUGUGACAUCACUGCUGGAUUCUCUGUGCUGAUUUGCCCUUGGUGUUUUGCCGCAUGAGUCUCUAUGAUCAGCUACUGUGUCUUGACAUUGUAUCAGUGCAGCACAGAAUCAUGUAUGCAUUCGUUAUUGAAUAUUUCAUUUUUUGUCUAUCAGUAAUAUGCUUAGAAAUACAAAAGGCAUAAUGUCA